AUGGCCAAAGAUAAGGAACGUACGGUCAACCCUGCGCAGGCUCAACGGCGUCUUGAAAAGCAAAAGGCGCUCAAGAAGGGCAAAGCAGAGGUGCAGAGCCGGCGCAAUGAAAAGCUAGCACGGCGCAACCCCCAUCGGAUCCAGCGACAGAUAGACGACCUCAAAGCUGCCGAAGAACCUGGGAAACCACUCAAGCCGCAGCAGAAGGAGAUUCUCGAGGCCCUAGAACGAGAUUUACGUGCUGUCAAUAAGGCGAGAGAGGCACUUGGAGAUAAGGCGCCCGUGUUUGGACGUGGAGAUGGCGGACCGCGUCGAGACAGAGACGGAGACAGAAACCAGGGCCAUAACGUGCUGGGAAAGAGAAGAAGGGAAGGACAGCAUGAUGGACGUCAUUGGAGGCAGCAGGAGAGUAGUGGCAGCGAGACGGAUGAGAGCGUUCGACGAAUACCUAUGCCCAAGGACACACCUCCCCCGAUCCCUCGUCAACACUUCCAACGACGGCGAGGAGGACCCAAUAAUGCCAAUUCUGGUGAAGGUGAAGAGUCGGUCACUGGCGGGGAGCAGAAGAUACACCAACUGCUUCCUAAGCCUCAGCAACCAGAAAUGAAGUCCGUCUACGAAUCAGCACCUGUGAUCAGGAACCUUCAGAAGGAAGCUAUCAACAAGUUUGUACCGACUACGGUGAGGAUGAAACAGGCUGCCGUCAAGGGAGAGGGACAGCUCGUCGAACCUGAGGAGAUGGAUCGACUGGAGAAGGCCGGUUAUAUUGCUACGGGUGGGAGUGGUAGAAUUGCCGACCAGAAGACAGACAGUGCUACUACGACUGCAAUGGCUGCUGUCUCGUCCCUCGAGGAAGAGGAGGAACGGUUCAACCGCGAGCUCAAGUCUGUACAAAUCGAAGAAGUUGAAGAUGAGGGAGCCGACAACACGUCCAACGUGGGUUUUCCGGAUAUGGUAGUCCCGCAAAAGCCAGGCAUUCAGAGCAAAUGGAAGAACCAGAUUGCCGCUGUUUCGACAGAAGAAUCGCGCCAUUGCGCUUUCAAGGAACGGUACGCGGUUGGGGAAAAGGAUCGUGGAGCCGGUGUAAAAGAUAUACGUGUCCGCGGCAUGGAGAAGCACGGCGGAGGCGUAUAG
Arthroderma uncinatum is the source of this 1134-nucleotide messenger RNA. RefSeq lists its product as uncharacterized. Lineage: Eukaryota; Fungi; Ascomycota; Eurotiomycetes; Onygenales; Arthrodermataceae. The record is from RefSeq and is a predicted model, not a curated record. The transcript is spliced from 2 exons. Bases 1 to 1134 code for a protein of 377 amino acids. Gene Ontology annotation, biological process: RNA processing.